This is a messenger RNA of Cucurbita maxima (winter squash), 1371 nucleotides long. RefSeq lists its product as uncharacterized. The transcript has 5 exons. Lineage: Eukaryota; Viridiplantae; Streptophyta; Magnoliopsida; Cucurbitales; Cucurbitaceae. The coding region runs from base 1 to 1371 and encodes 456 amino acids. The record is from RefSeq and is a predicted model, not a curated record.
AUGGCAAAGGGGAGAGGGAAAGCGUUAAAGGUUGAAGAACUUUUGAAUCAUUCUAUCUCAAAUAAAGGUGUUAAGAAAUAUAUUAAGAAGAAGAAGUCAAGGAAGGAAAAUGAAACUUCGAAUUCGAAAGUUUCCCGUUCUUCUUCAAGCCAAGAACCUGUUAGUAUUCCAACACAAGACUCAGUUACAUCUUUGAUCCCUCCCAGCAAUGAUCAGGAGAAGUAUAAAGAAACGGAGGAAAAGAAACAUGUCUCUGGAUUCAUUUUUAUGUGCAAUGGAAAAACAAAGUCGGAAUUUGUGAAGAAUAUAGCUCCUGAUGCCAAGCUAUUUCUUUUUGACACCAACUUGAAGCUUCUCUAUGGCAUUUACCAAGCUAGUAGUAAGGAAGCAUUGGAUUUGGAACCAAGAGCUUUCGAUGGCCAAUUUCAAGCACAGGUGAAAUUUAAGAUAUUCAAGGAUUGCUUACCUCUUCCCGAAAGUGCUUUCAAAAAGGCUAUUAAAGACAAUUAUGAUGGUCAUCGGAAAUUCAGACAGGAACUCAGUAGCACACAGGUAAAACAUCUAAUUUCCUUGUUCCGCCCUAUUGCCAAGAAUAAAACAUCUCAUAAGGAAUCACACGUUUGUCCAAAUGUGGCGAAUAGGCCAUCAUUUAGGUCUACACGAACUAAAGUGGUUAAAUCAUAUCCUCUUGAGAACUUGUCGUCUGCAGUGCACUACUUUCCAGACAUUGAGACAAGGCCUCAACAUGAUCACUACCUUCCGGACAUUGAGUCAAAGUCUCAACAUGAUGUUCGUCAUGUGCAGUAUGAUCCAUUUGAACCAGGACUACAUUUCUCUCAUUCACAAGUGCAGCCUAGGCUUGUAAGAGUAGAAGCCCCUCCCCGUCAUGUUGAAGCUUAUCAUCCAGAGCAUGCACAUGAAGCAUAUUUUCGUGAAAAUUCUUUAAGAUACCCUCCAAAUUCAUAUGAAAGUAUUCGCAAUCCGAUCGAGACCUAUGAUAAUGGAGAUCUCCGGGAUGUGUAUGGGCGCAGGUAUCAUGCACCACAUUUGCAGUCUGAUCGAGUAGAUGAUGCUCGCAUAGAUUUUAUUCCUCGUUACUACAGCCAAUGGCUGUCUCCUACGGCCUCACAUACUGCUCCUCUGUCACAAGCAGCAUAUCAUUCACAGAAUAGGUUGCCAUCUCCAUAUCGCUCACAGCACAGGUUUCCAUCUCCGCAUCGCUCUUACUAUUCACCGGUGGCCUCUCAGGAUGGGGGGAGAGAUUACGCUGGUUUGCCUCAAGGAGGACCAGCUUCUGGUAGUCUUAGCUAUGGUAUGGUGAAGCAAAUUUGCCACUCUCUUAUUAUGACAAUUCAUCUGCUACUAGGCUAA